GCCUACCUCGUGUGUGAUCAUUAUUGACACAGAGAGGGUCAUUUCCUGUUUUGUAAUCUUAGCGCCAUGAUGCCUUUAAGGUCACCUGUGCACGGGCUUCCUGUGGUCCUGCUUACCGAGGAGGAGUCUGCCGGUUGACUUCCAGUAGCUGCCUAGCCACCGCCUUCUUUUUGCCCCCCUCCCUUUUUUCCUCCUCUCCUCCUCCUCAUCCUCAGCCGCUACUGCAGCAGCAGCCCGGCGCCUCCUGGAUCCAUGAAGAAAGCACCCCUGCACGGCACGUCCCCCGCCACGAUGGGCCGCAAGCUAUAUAGGCUAUUGCGUUGAUGUGUUGAUUUUGAGAUAUUUCAGUUAUCAAAUAUGAAUCAUGCAUUUGAUAUUUCUGGCCACUUUGCUCGUCAGCAUCCUUUCGCCUUGGCUUCAUCUAUCACUAGCGUCAUCCGGUUUUUCAUGUCUGUGCGGUGGGAAUUGUCUUGCAGUUUCUCAAGGAGUAGAGGACAAGGUUGAGAGGGACGCAGCGCCAGCCCUGCUGAAGCAACAGGCAACUGCAGCACCUGCUACAGACAACACAACACACCAUGCAGUAAAGCAUGUGAUCACCUACCCCUCACGGUUGAUCUACUACCUAAACGAGGACUCGGAGAGUACCUACCAUGACCUGGACACCCGGAUCAAGAACCAAGCCACAGAGGGGCAGGCAGUCCACCUCGCCCAAGCCAGUUUCCAGUUAGAGGCAUUUGGCUCCAGAUUUGCUCUGGAUCUAGCAUUGAACACUGACUUGCUGUCUUCAGAUUAUGUUGAGAUCCACUAUCAGGCGGGCAAACCUGUUCUGUCAAAGGGCGGUGAGCACUGUUACUACCACGGCCAGGUGAGAGGGAACGAUAACUCCCAUGUGGCCUUAUCUACCUGCAACGGGCUGCAUGGGAUGUUUGACGAUGGAGUCUAUGUGUAUCUAAUUGAGCCCUUACAACAGACUCAUUCAAUCGAUACAGCUGCAAGGCCUCACAAACUAAGAAGAACAGCCUCCUUUCAAUGGAAAAAUUAUUCAGAGGAACAGAUCGAGGACGAGGAGCAGCUCUUCUCGGAGCUGGAUGACUUGUCCUGGCUGAAGCGCAGGAAAAAGCGAGCAAUGCCUCGCAGUGUAUUUGAGGAGAUGAAGUAUUUGGAAAUUAUGAUUGUCAGUGACCACAGUAUGUUUAGACGACACAAGACCAAGCAGCACACAAGGAAUUUUGCCAAGUCAGUGGUGAAUGUUGUGGAUGCUAUCUUCAAAGAGCAGCUACAUACACGUGUGGUGCUCGUUGCUGUGGAGAUCUGGACGGACAAGGAUCAGAUCCCCAUCAGUGUGAGGCCGCUUGAGAUGCUGCGGGAUUUCUCCAAGUACCGGCAGCAGAACAUCAAGCACCAUGCCGACGCUGUGCACCUCUUCUCAAAUGCGACCUUCCACUACCGCAGGAGCAGCGCAGCAUACUUUGGAGGCAUGUGUUCUGUGAGCCGAGGAGUAGGGGUCAAUGAGUAUGGCAACAGCUUGUCCAUGGCAGGGUCUCUAUCCCAGAGCCUGGCUCAGAACCUGGGCAUCCAGUGGGACCCAGCAUCCAAGAGAAAGGAAUGCGGUUGUGUUGACCCAUGGCCUGGCUGCAUAAUGGAGGACACUGGAGUCCAACACCCACGGAGAUUUUCCAAAUGCAGCAUCUCAGACUACAAGGAGUUCCUUUUAAAAGGUGGAGGCUCGUGUCUGUUUAACAGGCCAACCAAGCUGUUCGAGGCAACAGAAUGCGGUAAUGGAUUUGUGGAAGUGGGAGAGGAGUGCGACUGCGGAGCGAGAGCAGAGUGCUACAAGGAAUGCUGCAAGAAGUGUUCCCUCGCCAAUGGGGCGCACUGCAGCGAUGGCCCGUGCUGCAAUAACACAUGUCUGUUUUAUCCACGAGGUUACAGUUGCCGCUAUGCUGUGAACGACUGUGAUAUCUCAGAGACUUGCUCUGGGGACUCUGGACAGUGCCCUCCCAAUCUUCAUAAACAAGAUGGUUACCUCUGCCAGGUAAACCAGGGCCGCUGCUACAACGGAGAGUGCAAGACCAGGGAAAACCAGUGUAAAUACAUCUGGGGGUCAAAGGCUGGAGGCUCUGAGAAGUUCUGCUAUGAGAAGCUGAACACGGAGGGCACAGAGAAGGGCAACUGUGGAAAGGAUGGAGACAAAUGGAUCCAGUGUAGCAAACAUGAUGUGUUCUGCGGUUACCUUUUGUGUUCCAACAUCGGCCGCAACCCACGCGUCGGAAUGAUGAAAGGAGAUAUCACCCCAGCCUCCUUCAACCAUCAAGGCAGACUGGUAGACUGCAGUGGUGGCCAUGUCCUUUUGGAUGAUGACACUGAUUUAGGCUACGUGGACGAUGGGACUCCCUGUGGGCCGUCAAUGAUGUGCCUUGACCGCAAGUGUCUGCCCAUCCAGUCACUCAACAUGAGCACCUGCCCUAGUGGACCUAAUGGACAGGUGUGCUCUGCCCAUGGGGUGUGCAACAAUGAAGCCACAUGCACCUGCGACACCACCUGGGCGGGGACAGACUGUAGCAUGCCUGACCCGCCUAAAGAGCCUGAGGCCACUCAGGACGAAGGACCCAAGGGUCCUAGUGCCACCAAUCUAAUAAUAGGCUCCAUCGCCGGAGCCAUCCUUGUGGCUGCCAUAGUGCUGGGGGGGACUGGAUGGGGCUUUAAAAAUGUGAAGAAACGGCGAUACGACCCCAACGCCUCAGCCAUUUGACCCGGGGAGAGAUGGCAAUUGACAGACGGACUCCUCCAAGGCUUCCUUAGUUGGCUACUUGAUAGCUGGACUGCACUUAUUGCUGCUGAUCUUUGGCAUUAGAUAUACUUGAAAAAGACAUAGUGGACAUUUUAACAAAUUCCAUUGUAGUGACUUUAGAAAUGCAGCCUUUUCAACUCCACCUCACCCAUGUAACAAACCCACACCCCCACCCUGAUCUCUAGAGUAACAGAGCUCCUCUUCCAUCCUAUAGUGCCAGUGCACAGGCGUUCAGGCGGAAUCCACACCACUUUCUCACCUGGCAUGAUUUUCUGCACAAAAGUGUGCUGCUUGCUGGCCCCCUGGCAUGAAGAGCCCUCUUUGCAGGGCUCUGCAUGGCUACGAAAGCUAUGAAUAUACCACACAAAAAAAACACACACAAAGAGAAGAAAAAAAAACGGAAUCAUCUAAUGCAGGAGAUAGACCUCGUUAAAAACCAAACCCAGUGGAAAGCCGGUUAAAGCUCCUAUAGCUCACGUUUUUAACUGCUGUAGAUUAUUGAAGAGGCUGCAGGUGAGGACCCAUAAGGGCAGUGCAGACCACAUAGUGAAUGCACAUACCCAAAAUUGUACAUAAAUAAGGAGUUCAGGUUUGGAAUUAACAGCAUAUUUUACAAAGACAUCAAUUGCUUUUGUUUUUUAUCUUAGCAUGUUGUAUAGCGGGUGUUUUUGGCAAUGUUAUUGAAAAGAAUUGGAGAUUUGGGCCAAAAUUGUGAUCGCACUCUGCAUAGCCUCCUGUGAUUGUUUGGGCGGAGGUCAAAGGUUAGAUUCAGCGGACAGAGUAGCUGUGGUUGUUGAGGAGAAGCAUGUCAGUUCUAGAGGGAUUCAGACUGAUAUGUCCGAUUAACGUCACAAGACCCCCCCCCCCCCCCUCUCUCCCAAAGUAUCUUCUACAGUGACUCAAAAGCCAAAGAACUAAUCACCUGAACAUAUGGAUGUUGUUGCACACAGAACACUUUCUCCUCUGUCUGCAGCCAGUGGUGCCUCUCCUACUGCUGAAGGCAUGAAGUCUGUCCAUGCAGGCGCUCACCUGUCCAGCCAGGUCUUACGUAACGGUCCUCAAUAACACCCACUAUACUGGCUUAACCUUUUUGCUCUCAUGAACUCUUAGUAGAAAUCAAGUUCAGCUCAACUGGUAACGCUGCAUGCAAUCACUAUAGUGGGCUUAUAAUUCUAUAUGGGUGUCCCCAAAAUCCGCAAGAAAAAUAUGCUAUAAAAGAUAGGUGCAUGUCAACAACAAAAACAUUUAACUUUUAUUUACUAUGCAAAGAGAGAUAUUGCACAAACGUAUGGGGAAUAACGAUAUCAAUGUAGACAUGGAAUUACAAAACCAUUCUGCUAAUCAGCUAAUCUUUUGUAUUUGGCCACUCCACGUCUCAUUUCACUUUGCUUCAACAUACUCCAACUAUGAAUGGACAAAUGGAAAAAAAGAUAAUUAUUAAUAUUUCCAAUGAAAAGCGAGAGAGCAACCUUUUACAUUUGUGGAACUGAAAAUCAUUUUUGUGUGUUUUUCAUCCGGUCUGAUGUUUUUAAUCUCACACAUGCACACACACGUACACAAACACAUUGUAUGGUGCCUGUACAUAUUGAGGCCUGAACAGUUUCCUUGUGCAGGGCUAUUAUUUUCAGUCCAGCUGAUAGUUGGUGUGUUCCAGGUGCUGCCAUAGCACUGGCAUCGUUGUAAUCUCCUCCAUGUUACUCAUCAUCUGGUGUCCCUCUCUCACUGCAUCAUGUACAGUUGGACCGACGAAUAAACUACUGACAAAUUUUA
Perca flavescens (yellow perch) is the source of this 4561-nucleotide messenger RNA. RefSeq names its product ADAM metallopeptidase domain 23b (gene adam23b). Gene Ontology annotation, molecular function: metalloendopeptidase activity. Gene Ontology annotation, biological process: proteolysis. Lineage: Eukaryota; Metazoa; Chordata; Actinopteri; Perciformes; Percidae. The coding region runs from base 365 to 2752 and encodes 795 amino acids. Gene Ontology annotation, cellular component: presynaptic membrane. The record is from RefSeq and is a predicted model, not a curated record. The transcript is spliced from 26 exons.